AUGGAGACGCCUGCUCGGCUGGGAGAAUCUGGAAGACUUGCAUUAUUAUCUAUCUCGCUCUCUUCAUGGAUCGAAGGCUCUGCGCAGCUCCGGAGCGCCUUCUUCAUGGCCAUGGCGGACCUCUCGCCAUCUACAGCGACAGAAUACCCAAACUCGCCCGACUGGAGAGUAAAUCUAAUACAGUGGCUUGUUCGUUCAAGUCGAGAGCUAGAUAAUAGCGAACGAGCCGGGUUGGCACUCCUCGAACUCGCGACUUCAUUAGGACUUCUUCGUCUGCUCAAUAUCAAGCCUCUACUCCCUUUUCUCUUGACGCCACUCUCUGCUACAGUCCCGGUUCCCAGCACUUUCAAUUCCCGGAGUCUCAAAGCCGUUUCGUGGACCAAGGUUACCGCCACAGUAUUUGCCUUGACGCUCCUCCAAGAGCUCAAUAAAGUCACCUGUCUCACUUUGCUGCAAUCCUGGCGCAAGCAGCGUUCUCUCCAACGAAAGAAGGCACUCGGGAAGAUUGUAGCAAGAGGAGAAGAGGUCAAACUUCCUCUGGAUGAAUUCGAGGAAGAAGAAAUGGAGUGCCUGAUUUGCUCUGGUCUCGGAACAGAUGACCCCAUGGCUCAGUCAGUCAGCUCCUUGACCUCUAUGGAGACGGGUGCAGAGAUGUCCGCAAGACAUGGUGCGGAUCUAGCAGAUCAGUUUGGUCCGCUGGAAAUGUUUUGCACAACGGCACCGAGUAAGCACCUCGCUCAUCGGGAAUGCUUUCUACGGUGGGUUGAAUCGUAUAGGCAACAGCAUCAGCGAGUCUUUCUCGAGCCAGUCACCGUGGAGUUUCGAAACAGACAGGAAGGCACUUCAAGAAUGCUCCGAUGGGCGAGAGAAGAACGACAUCGUAUCAAAGCCAUAUUGUAUGCCGCAAGAUUUGAGCAUGUCCUGCCAUCACUCAUCUACUCGACGCCACGACCUGAACAACCUUUCAGCCGUGCCCCUCCCUUUGCUCCCGGUUCCUCUCACUUGCUAGAGGGAACCUCAUCACGGCCCAGAUCAGUUCUCCUUGUCGAGACAGACGAAGCUGGUCCAAGCAUCUCGUCACAUGGGAGAACACUUGCCACUUUGCAAACAUCAUCUCCUUCAUGUCCAGCAUGCCGAAGCGCAGUUCGCAUCGUUUUCGCCCAAACACCUCUCAACCCACCUCGAACGAUGUCUGAACCGGCUUCACUCUAUCUUGCCCUCAUUCGCUACCUGGUCCGCAUUCGCAAAAUCUGUCGACUGCUAGGCAAGAGCUGGCGCAAAGAACUUUUGCUGACUGUCACGGGACGGAGUCUAUUCCUGCGGCUGGCUGCACAAUAUAGCUUUCUCUUUGUUCUUGUUCAGAUGAUUCGGGCCACUGGCCGAGGGAAACCACGAAAGUAG
Molecule: messenger RNA, 1401 nt
Organism: Serendipita indica DSM 11827
Lineage: Eukaryota; Fungi; Basidiomycota; Agaricomycetes; Sebacinales; Serendipitaceae
Source: the annotation of a GenBank genome assembly